AUUGUUAGAGGAAACUGGCAGCAAGUAUAGUCAUUGUGUCCAUAGCUGACGUACUUGAUUCCCGGUCUGACCGACUUGGGGAUAUGCUUGAAUUGUAAUCUGAUUUGACCAGACUUUGAUAACUUGGGUGAAGAUGAAGAGCCGUGAAAGCUUACAUCUUUGGAUAACAUGUGAUGUGAUCACGCUCUUUUCUUGCCAUUGAUGUGAAUCUCAGACACCUUGCUCUUAUGCAAAGAGUUAUUUGGUGGUGGUUCUACCCCUUUUGGAAAGUGUAUCAGGUAUGAAGAGUCAGAUGUUUCACCCAUAGCUGAAGUGAUUCUUUAUUUGGAGACAUCAUAUUCACCAAGCUUGUGCAUUAUAACUGAGAUGGGGAGAAAAUACCAAUGGUGAGCUGAUGACGUACCUACCAAGUGUAAAGUCCUUUUCCAAGGUAACUGCUUGGAAGCACAGUGGAAGCCUCCAUGGGACACAGGGGACCUACCAACCUCAAGCAGUUCCACUGCUGCCCUUUAUACUCUGCCCCAGGAUGAGGGUGCUCCUUCGAUUACAAACAUACACAGUGGCAAUUGCUCUAUCAAGCCUGAUCUCAGUCACACUCCUCCUCUACACAGUCAGCAGUGGGGGAAUCAGAGCAACUGUCAAGGGAGGAUCAUUGUUUUCAAACUACCAUCAGAUCAACCAUCUGGAGCAUGCAGUAGAGACACUGAAGAGCAAGCUCUCAGAGGCAGAAGCCUAUGAGAAGGAACUCCUGGGGAAGAUUGAGGACCUGCAGGAGCAGGCCAACUCUGAACAUGCCAGCACCAUUCAGGUUCGGGGGAAUGAUGAACGAAGUGGAUGGGAAGGGGUUGGAGACUCACCUGGUAAUGCCCGUGGUAAUAAUGGCAACCAGAUCCAGCAGCAAAUUUACAGCUGCAAGCACACAGACAUCAUCAAAGUUGGUAAGACGAUUGGACAGGGCCACACCAAGGUUGUCCAGGAAGGGACAUUGCUUGGCCGGAAGGUUGCAGUCAAGAGCGCCGGGAUGCAAGUUAAAAGCGUGAAGGAUUGUCUUGAACGGGGUAUCUACCACAAAAAGGAGGACUGUCUCCUUCUAGCUAUGUAUAAAGUACUGAAAGAAGCCAUGAUCCUUCGUCAGGUCAGGCACCCAAACAUAGUGAAGCUGAUAGGACUAUGUGCUCGUAGUGAAAUUGGGAGUCCAAACAUCAAGGAGAGGGGUAUCACCUUGGUCGUAGAGCUAGGGAGACCUGUUCAUCUUCAUGAACUGGUUGAAGAAUCUUGGGCAAGGAGAGUCAAAUACUGCAUCGAGAUCGGCAGACUUCUGCAAUAUCUUGAGGAUUCCCCCAUGGGUAGCACAGCUAUAAGUGACUUCCGGGACGAACAGUUUGUCAUGGUGGAUGGCGUCCUCAAGUUGUCUGAUGUAGAUGAUCUGAGCAGCACAGAACCGGACUGUGAUCAAAAUAUGGAGUGCCUGGUCAACGGAAAAUCAGCUGUCAAGUGCUCGUCAAACAUGAAGUGUGCUGGACUCAAUGCUCAUCUCAAUCUCCUCCAUGCCUAUGAGGUCUUCAUUGGUCCUCUUCUCAGUAGGGAUGUACCCCCCUCACUCCAGACGGCUACCAAAAAUCUACUGAAGUCACUCAAGAAAGGAGAGCUGGAUGCCGAGGGAAUGGUCUAUAGACUCAAGAACUUGCAGGCCAUCCCUUGAAGAUGGCCCAUCCAUUGAAGGAAGAACGGCACACCCCAAGAGGAAAUAACACCUUAAUGUCUUAGCAUCGCUGAAAGAAACGACCAUUAGGACUACAUUCUAGUGGUAACAUCUUUCCACAUCCACAAUGAAAUCUGCAACAGAUGGUGAAAAUCUACCUGCAGUGGAAUGCUAAGCAUGGCAAGAAUUCAUCCAGAGGAAUGAUAUAAUCAUCAGAAGAGCACAUGGAUAGAACAUUACAAAAUUGUGAAUACAUGGGGCAUGUAGACAGCAACAUUUAAUGUUGACUGGCUCUGUCACUGGCAUUUAUAUUCUGAGUUGCCUCUGGCUCCUGCAAUCUGUUUACCAUAGGAUAGAGUUUUUGUAGAAAAAUCUUUCAUUACGUUGAAAUAUGCUGUGAAUGGUUCAAAUUCAAGCAAAUGAGAAACCAUAGAACACUUUUAAAAAAAUCUUAAAAAUUAAAUUUUGAAAAAGUGCUGCCAUUCUGAUGUAGGCAAAAUCAUGUUCGACUCUUCCUUUUUAUUAGUACUUUAAAAUUGGCAGCGAUAUAUUUUAUCUGAAAAAAAAAGAAACAUAACAUCAUUCUGAUGCAGCAAGAAGAAAAUUUUGACUAGUGAGAUUUGGGAGCAUUUCAUGAAACACUUUUUCACUGACAGUUUUGCUCUGAGCCAUUCAGAAGCAAGAAUUUCAGUAGCUUAUAACAACUAGUCAAUGAACAUCACAUAGAUAUUUGUUUCAUGAAAUAGCUCCCAAGAUUAAUAUAGUGGUGUAAAAUGAGUUUAAUGCAGCUUCCUAGUAGAAGAAUCUUACUAGGAUCCAGAAUGUGAAUUUGAUUAAAGUGAAAUUUCUAACCAAAGGCUUUUAAUCAUAAACCACCUCGAAUGUGCAAUUUGAUUUGAAAGAGAUUUUAUACACAAAAACAAAAAUUGACUAUAAUAAUUGUACCUUUUUAUGUCACGCCUUAUGUUUCUGAUCAGUUUCAUUUGUCCCUUAUCAAUAUUUUUGCUCAUUUUUUUCAUUUUCUUACUGUUUUUUUAAUAAUUUUUUUCCUUUAUUUCUUUCUCUCUGUCUUUCUUUAUUUUUUACUAUCUAUCUAUCUAUCUAUCUAUCUAUCUAUCUAUCCCUCUCUUAGGAUUUUCACAUCAUUGUCACAUAGCAACAGAUUCUACAAUUUAUUAUUCAAACCCAAAAUAAUAGAAAUUGUGCACAUCCCUUGAGAAGACUUGUUAUGGCAGAUAAUGGUAUGAAGAUCAUUCCAUAGCCCAGGUUGUUUUGAUUGAAAUGUGUAAGCAAAUAUUUUUGAAAAUAUUUGUACUCGUCAAAGCAGACCUGCCAACCAGUACGUUUUUGCAACCAAAAUACGGCAGUACGUUUUUUCUUUAAAAAAUAAGUUUUUGUAAAAAUCGUAAUUUAUUGAGAAAAAUCAUCUCUAUAAAUAUGUCUCUAUUUCAUAAAACUUACACAAAUAUGGUUAUUAGAUCAAUGUAAUUUCAGGUAACUUUUUGUUUCCAAUCAUUUUGUUAAAACCAGGGUGAGAUAUACACAUGUUUCAAUGUUUUUUUUUCAUCUGCAAGAGCAGUGCGCAUUUUAGCUUGAGCGCCGCGAUGAGCGAGUGCGCCACACAUUUUAUUAUGAAAUACAUUUUUUUGGGAAAAAUACAUUUUUUGAAAUCACAGAAUACAAUAUUUCAUUCCCAGAGGUUGGCAGGUCUGUCAAAGGACAUAUUAUCAUUGAUAAACCCACAAAAAUGUUGAAACCAGUGUUAGGGAAUUAUCAUUAAAUGAUGAUUUCCUUACAAUUUUAUCAAUUUAUAAUUCAUGUAAUGAAUUGAUUUCUUUGUUGUAUUGUCUGUAUAUUAGAAAUUUGCUUCUGAAGCUGUUUGGGAAUGGGAAUAUGUAAUUAGAAAAAAAAUAUAUUAUUUCAUAUCUGUAUUGCAUUUGCGACCAAUUCAAUUGCAUUUGUGAUUAUAGACAUUUGUUUUAUUACCCUUGGUGUAUUUUUAUUCAUUAUCCUUUUUUUCUUCUUCACAUUUUGAUGUUCUAUAUUUUGGGUUAAUGAUUUGGUAUGAUGUAUCGCCAAUGUUUAUUAUUUGAAGUAAAGGUAUAUGUACAUGUAAUUUGUUUUGAACUUGAUUUUACAUUCUUUUUUUACAAUAUUUCAUGCAGCUUUUUUCUUGAUUCGAGAAUUUCUAUGUGUGUGUUUAAAUAUAUAUUGUUUCAACUGUAGAAGGAUGCCUGGGAAUGGAGGGGAGAGAGGGCGGGGAAUCGUGAUGGUAGCAAGGAGAUUGAAUGGUUAUUGGGGUAAGUUAGAUGGGAAGGGCAGUCAAGGCAUAAGGCACAUUAAUUGGAAGCCAAUAUUUAGCUGAAUAGUGACAGUACAGUAUAUUUAUUACCAAGAGAGUAGCCAUUAUGCCAUUUAUUAAUAAUGCCAUUGUAGGUAUAUACAUAUUGUUUUAAACAUCUUCUUUGACAAGUAAGUGGGUAGAAUUGGUGAGAAAUCCAUCAUUCAUCUUAAAGGUUCAUUGAUCAAAUAAUCUCUGAAUCAAUUUAAAUAGGUAGUGUGUAAAAACAGGUUGAUAUCGUGGCACCUGAAUGUAGCUCCACACCAAAUCUUUUUGAAAGAACACAGCAAGCGUCUUUUCAUCACUAAUCCUCACAGUUCUUCAGAGACAAAACAAUAAGGGAUAUUGGAAAGCUGAGUGUGUGACAGUUAUAUAGCACCUCAGUAGUGGGAUUCAUGCUAAAAGACUUCCCACAGAAUAUUUGCUUAGGUGUCCUAUUUAUGUGAUUUGAAGUAUGUCCGAUUUGUAAAUUCUGGAAUAUAUCACUACCUUUUUAUCAUUGUAAUGUAUUAUAUGCAAAUUAAAUUGCUUUUAUAGAAAGUGAACAUUCCAGUAUAAAUAUUUUAUAAUUGAAGAGGAAUAUGAGAAUGAAAUAGUGUAAAAACUUUUAAACAAGAACUCUUUUUCAAGGUAAAGAAGCAUGGCAGCUGCAAAGUCAUAUUUAAUGCUGAAUAUAUAAAGAUUUUGCUUGUGAAUAUGUCUAGGUGUUGUGGCUCGGCGAAUGAGUCUGUGGAUUUUGAAUCACAAGGUCCCGAGUUAAUCUACAUUUGUCACUUUCCACCAAGGUUUAAUAAAUGGAUACCCCAAAAGAGUGCAUUCCUUCAAUGCUGAACGAGCUAGCCAUGCUUAACAUAAAGUCAUGGUAAGAGUAUGCUAUAUAGAUGUUGCAUAUUCUAAUCAGUAUAAUACCACAUGCAAGCUCAUUUAGCAAUCGUGGCUAAGGUAAAUAAUACCACUUCCCUUCCAAAAUAUUAGAAUAAAUUGCAAGUUGCAGUGCACUGUCUGUUUGAUAACAAACAUUGUAAAAUAAACAAUAUACUUUUUUUGGGGUAACCGGUAUUAUUACAGGUUUCAUGUUUUCGUGUCACAAAACAUUCAUGCUGCAUAUUAUAUUUAAUUAAAUCAAUAGAAAAUUGCAUAGUUUUAUUAGGCCUUGUGUAAAUAUUCAUGUUGCUAUGUAAGGCAUUCCUUAGACACUGUACUAGUGAGAGAAAAUGGAAAUGGACAACAUUUCUUAUUUUUGAUGUACAUGUAUAUGUAAGUUUACUUUAGUUCAUACAUGUACAUGUAUUUUCUCUUUGUAAUGGAUAUGCUCUGGUUCAUGGUCAUGAAUACAUAGUGUAUUUGUUUAAUAUUUUGUAUGUGUAUAUACCAAAUGAUUGUGUAGGUCAGCAGUUCUUAUCAUGGGCAUCCUUUAAUGCAGAUGACAGAUAUAGAAACAAAAAUCUCUCCAACAAAGGGCAAUUAUUCAUCAAAUUUGAACAAAAUUAGUUUUAACGUGGAGAAGGUUUAUGGUUCACCAUGUGUAAUAUGAAGAAGGGAAAGGAAAUACAGGCAGAAAAAUUGAAAUGGAAAGACAAAGGAUGAAAAGAGGAAAUUAGAGGUAUUGUUUUCUUGAAAGAGUGAAGUCCUGAAAAGGACUGUGAACCAGAUGAGAUGAGCUGAAUAUAGCUUGAGAAGCGAUGGUUUGAGUAGAAGCAGGUUGAAGUGAAGAGAGGUUACUCAACGUUUCGUGCAGGUUGACUGUCCGUCUUCAGGAGUUUAGUUUUAUUAAAAAAUGUUGCCAUGAUUUCAGUCCCUUAAAAUAGUUGUUUUUAACAUAACUAGUGAUAGGUUUGGUGGAACAUGAUUCCAAUACAAUUUUUUAGUUAUUCUGUUGUUGGAGGGAUUAUUAUUGCAAGAUUGUGUAUACCAUGAAGCAGAGCAUUAAAUCCAAGGGGCUGUUUCACAAAGCUGUUUGUAAAGUUAUGCAUGAUUUUAGUAACGAUUGGAAUAUGAAGUACCAAAGUAUGAGCUCAAUUUUUAUCCUAAAACAUUAUCGAACUGAUUGCAUAUCAAACAAAAAUAUUCUUUACCUUGAAAAAGGAUCUAUUUACUUCAUCAAUAAAGAUGCACAUUUCAGAUUUAGCUGUUGCGAAUUAUAAACGUUUGAGACAUGCUUCUGUUUUGUUAUAUUCUGAUCAUUUGUAAAUUUGUGCAUAACUUUACAAAUAGCUCUCUGAAACACCCCCAAAGAGCUUGUGUCAUGUUGAUAUAAGCCAAUUUCAUAUUAUCUUGUGGAAGUUCAAUUAGAAAUGAAGUGCAAAUAAUGAGAUUGUGAUGACGGAGUGUGAAGAAAAUAGCAAUAUUUAUAUUAAGACCAACUGUAGAUUGCUCAUGAUGUUUUGGGGCUUUAGCAACUUGCCAAUAUUUCUUUUGCGUAUGUUCGUGCAAAAUCUUUUUUUUUGCUUAAAUUGCUCAUAUUCAAAUAUUUUGGAGUUAUGCUCAUCCUGCAAAACUUGUGUGAAUGUGGAGUGUGAAUUUUCUUAUUGAAAAAUGAUAAAAUUUGCCUUUUUAUAAUGUAUUUGUAUAUUACAGCAAAACAAUAAAUUUAUAGUAUUGGUAUUCUA
Lytechinus pictus (painted urchin) is the source of this 6652-nucleotide messenger RNA. RefSeq names its product extracellular tyrosine-protein kinase PKDCC-like. Gene Ontology annotation, biological process: peptidyl-tyrosine phosphorylation; skeletal system development. NCBI's taxonomy places the organism in Eukaryota, Metazoa, Echinodermata, Echinoidea, Temnopleuroida, Toxopneustidae. The transcript has 5 exons. Gene Ontology annotation, molecular function: non-membrane spanning protein tyrosine kinase activity; ATP binding. The coding region runs from base 395 to 1702 and encodes 435 amino acids. Gene Ontology annotation, cellular component: extracellular region. The record is from RefSeq and is a predicted model, not a curated record.